AGUCAGGCUCGAGACACCCGCGAGAACGGAGCGGUGGUUGCCUCCCUUAUUCGGUACGUACGUUCAAUGCGUCCCCUCCAUCACCCCCUGCCCACCUAACAAGAGUCUCGACUAUCGAGGCAGUGUCGCGCAGAGUGUCGUACGAGGCGUAUUGCUCCGCCUAUCCAUAACCCCUUCGUUAUAUCGGUGUUCCUUUUUAUACAUAUAUAAUAUAUCUGCAACCCUCGUGUUUCGAUUUGUGCCGCGUUCGAACGAACCGACCUCGGUGAACUUAUUAGACCGGCCAACGAUCGAAACGAUCGUAGAGAGAAAGGAGAAGGCGGAGAAGGAGAAGGAGGAGGAGGAGGAGGAGGAAAAAGAAGAGGAGGAGGAGGAGAAGGAGGAGAAAGAAGAAGAAGAAGCUUCCAUAGGAGUUUCUGCCGAUUACACAAGGCGAAUCCCUUAAAAAGAACGAAGACAGUGGCGGAUACGCUACGCUAGCGGUCGAGUGUCCACGGUGCGACUGUCCGACGAUCCAGGCGCGCCAUAAUGGCGGAGGUGGCGACCAAGAAGUCGAUCAAUGUAUUGGAUAACAUAACCGCGAGUAACAAGCAACUAAUAUCGUUGUGCGAGAGCAACGACGACGAGGACGAUCUAAUCCUGACUAACAACACCCGUAACGAAUUGGACACGGACGACAAAAGCCUUCAGGAGUUGAUCGAGAGCGAGCUGGCGCUGAGAAUUUGCUCCAACGCCGGAGAGACGGAGGAGGAGGAGGAGGAGGAGGAGCAGGAGGAGAACGGAACCGGUAUAGAGAUGGACGGGGAAGAAGGGAAGGAGGCGGAAACGGUGAGGAGGAUCGUGCUCGACAGGCAGCAGGAGCAGGUGGACGUGAACGCGGAAUUCAUCGCCGCGGAAACGGAGCACUCGUCGGGUUUGAUCGGGAAACCGAUAUACAGCUAUCAGAACGGGCACGUGUCGCCCGACGCGGGGGUCGCGGACACGCGUUGCUACGAGGGGGACGCGAAGCCGAUCGCGGCCGGUUACCGGGAGGGGGAGGGGAAGCAAGUGUUGGAGGAGCUGCCGGAAGUUGGCAGCGGGAUAGCAAUCGAAGAAACAACGACGCGCGAGAUCGAUGAGGGGCCACGUGACCGGGCGGCGGACGAUGGCGGAUUCGAGCCGCGGAACGAGGAGGACAACGAAGACCCGUGUCCCGAUUAUCCCGCCCUUCGGCCUGCCGAGGCCGCGGACAGACUGCCGGAUGUCCACGCGAUGAGCCAGGAGUCGUUCGAGGAGGAGCGGGUUACCGCGAAACCAGCCGCAUACGACGUCGACAAGUAUCGGGAGGGAAUAGAGGUUCGGUCUGUGAUUUCGGACGCGGGUGUGGGCCCCGAUGCGGAGAAAUUGGACGGUGGGGCGAUGGAGGGCGAUGACGACGAUGUUGGGGGUGGAGGUUCGCGGAAGAAGGACGUUGGAGGGCUGGACGCGUGGACGGAGCGGGGAAAUUACGGGGAGGAGGAUCAUCGGCAGAUGAUCGGCCAAUUCUCGGAUAAUUUCGAUCAGGGCUCGUGCCAAGAGGGGGUGGAGGAGUUGCUCUGCCCGGCCGAGGAAUUCGGGAAACGGAUGCGGGGGGACGAUGACGAAUCGAAGAGGAUCGAUCCCUUCGACGAUAUCGCGAUAUCCGAAUCGGCCGCGUUCGAGUCGAAAGUAUCGAGCAACGAUAAGUCUUGCGGCUCGUCGGAGGAGAAAAUUCUCGUCGAGGAAGUAUCCGUUCCGGGGAAACCGGUGGACGUCGAGGAAGAACCGGAGGAAGAGGAAGAGGAAGAGGAGGAGAAGGAGGAGGAGGCACGUGGCACGCCAAUUACGCGGUGCAAAAGUUUCGACGACGAAACUUCGAGGCAUCGUUUCGAUAGCUCGAUGGACGCGGCGAGCACGGAGGAAUUUUUGGACACGGAACGGCGAGUGUUGAACGAGGAGAAUUGCGACGAGCGAUAUCCGCAGCGGGAUUCGAGAGGGUUGGAGGAGGAGGAGGAGGAGGAGGAGGAGGAGCAGGUGGAGGAAGAGUUGAGGGCCAAGGAGGAGGAGGGGGAGGAGGAGUCGAACGACAACAUGGACGAGCAGAACGCGAUCACGAAAUCGUCGAGCGAGCUUUCCGUGUCCGAGCCGACGUUCAUCGAGAAGACGGAGGUGGUCAUAUCCGAAAGCAGCGUGAAGAUCGUCUCCGAGACGCAGUGCCUCGAGAUCGAGAGCGAGGAACAGCAGCGAGAGGAAGUCGACGAGGAAGUCGAGCAACGAGCGGAGAACAGCGGCGAACUCGUAUCGCCGGCUCGCGCGCCCCUUGCCACCCCCGACGACGAGACCAGCGACGUUUCUAACGCGGGUGAUAGCGAAAGCCGAGAGGAAACAAUAACGACGAGCGCGACAACUGUGACCUCGCAAAGCGCGAAGGGUGGGACCAAGACGAAGAAGAAGAAGAUCGAGGGCGUCGCCGGUAAUGAUGCCUCGCCCAAUCUCACUCCCCGCACAAAGAAGACCAAAAAGAGCAAGAAGAACGAGCUCGAGAAGGAAAAUAUUUCUGUGAACUCUAACUUGCAAGGGACGAGCAUGCACCCUGGUCCCCGGCAGAUGAACUCGGAAACCCUUGAUUUCUCGGACGAGGACGAUCUGUCGAACGUGAACGUGAAAUCUCUGACUCAGAAUUAUGUAUCGGAGGCGACGCGAAACGAGCAAGAUCGAUGCACGAAGGAAAAGAUCGCGACAGGCGUGUCGAUCAAACAGUUGUGUCGUAGUUUUGGCGACAUCUCGAACAUGAGCGACGGCGAUCAGACGGCAUAUGGGAAAACGAAUCACACGAUGGACACCGAGGAGAAAGCAAGGUCGCUGGGUGAUCUGAGAGUAUGCGAGAAGGGUUACUCGAAGUUCGCCAAAGACGCUCUCGUCUUCACCGGGGUGUCGGUCAAGGCCCUCAGGGCUUCCUACUGUAGUUUGGCAAACUUAACGAGCGAGGGUAAUAAGGACAGGGAUCGACCUAGGCUCGAGAAGUCGAGCUUCAAUAAAUUCGACGCCCUCAGCAAGAAGACGGUGCUGCAUGUGCGCUCGAUCGAUGCUGGCAAAGUGCAACAGCAGCUGAACGCCGUGGGUCAGAACGGCGACACGAACCCGAACUGCCGCAGCUGUGGCAAGGUCGUCUUCCAAAUGGAACAGACAAAGGCCGAGGGUCUGGUCUGGCACAAGAAUUGCUUCCGGUGCGUCCAGUGUAGCAAGCAGCUUAACGUGGACAAUUACGAGAGCCACGAGAGCACGCUUUACUGUAAGCCACACUUCAAGGAACUCUUCCAACCGAAACCGGUUGAGGAGUCCGACCAGCCUGUGCGACCUCGAAAGCCGGAGCUGAUCAUACGGGAGAACGAGCCGAAAGAGUUGCCGCCCGAUGUGGUCAGAGCCUCAGACAAACCGGACCUGGGCCUCGAGGAGUUGUCGAGCCUGAACGUGAAGUCCCGGUUCCAAGUGUUCGAGAAGGCCGGCGCCGAGACUAACGAGAUCGAAAGGUCGCCGUCGCAGAUCGCCGUGAAGAGGUCCCCAAGUAUCUUGAGCAAACUCGCCAAAUUCCAGGCGAAAGGCAUGGAUAUCGGAGUUGCGGACGAGUCGUUGAAUGGGAUCCCUUACGAAGAGUCGAGCGAGAGCGAGGAGGAGGAAGAGGCGGAGGAGACGGAGGAGGUGGACAGCGAGAUCGUGAAGGCGAAACGCGCGACCCGCGAGCGACCGAUCAGCUUCACGAAAAUGGACGACAUAAAGAAUCGUUGGGAGACGACCAGCCAGCAGGGGAGACGGGAGGUUCAACGGGAGGCCAGGAAGGAGGAGAUAGCUGGAAUUCGUUCGAGAUUGUUCAUGGGCAAACAGGGUAAAAUGAAGGAGAUGUAUCAGCAAGCGGUAGCCGGAAGCGAGCGCGUGACGAAGAUCAAUGCGGCGGAGGAGAUCCAACACUCGACCCACGCUCGUUCCAUCAAAGAGAGAUUCGAACGUGGCGAGCCCAUAGCCGCGUCCGACGACGAGACCGACAGCAAACCGAAACCGGAGAAGGCUGACGAGGAAGUGAUCGCAGCAGGGAUCAGCAGGAAGUCUCGGUCGCUCUUCCUGGAACUGGACGCGACCGCAGCCAAAACUGGAAGACCGGUCACCCCUGUGAACCCGAAGACACCGGCCGAACAAUCGCGACGCGCCAGAGACGCAUUCAUGGGACGGCAAGUCUCAGAUGACGUGGUGCGAAGCUCGGACACCACCGAGGAGGUUCAGGUCGAGACCUCGGACAUUUCGAAUAAGUUCAAAUUUUUCGAGUCGUACAAGGAGCCGGAGAAACAGCGGAAGCAGUUCCGAAUUACCCCUCCGCGCGACGGUCAAGUCAAGAUGGACUCCCCUGAGCGCGAGAUAUACCGCGAUCCAGACGUGGUGAGAGCCGACGACAGGGUGAACGAGGUGGUGCACACGGACACAGCGAGAAAGAUGCUCUCGAUCUUCCGGCAAAUGGAGGAGAACGCGUGCAAGAAGGAAUUGCCGAACGGGCCGAAACCUUUGAAACGCUUCACGCCGCCCCCGGAGGACAAAUACGCGAAGGCGACCGCGUCGGACUCCGAGGAGGACGAGGACGAGGACGGCGAGGAGUCGGAAGGCGAGGACAGCGGCGAGGAAAGGGAUCCUAACUACGUGCGAGCUUCCGAUAAGGUUGAGGACGAGUUUUUGAAGCAAGCGCAGAACGCGGCCCGCGCAAAAACCUUGUGCGCGAAAUUCGAACACUGGGAGGAGACGGAUGGGAAAACGACGACGAGCAAUCAGCACAUCGCCGAGAUGGAAAUCGCUCAAAAUUCGUCCGGGGAACAGCUGAGCAUAGAGUCUGCGAGCAGUCUGAGAGCCCGUUUCGAGUCCCUCGGCUCGCAAACGAACGAAUCGCCGCGCACACCUAAGGUCAAAGUCAAUCGAUUCGUGUAAGGGGGCACCGGAAGUGGAGGAUCGACGAGAGGCCCAAGAAGACGGACCGAGGAGGGCCUGACGAAGAGGAGCGAAUAGAACGUUAGAGGAUAACGAGCGAACGAGCACAAAUGCGCACACACACAUGAACACAAACACAAAUACACGCAUACACACACAUACAUACAUGCAACGAAGAAUAUACGAGUAUAUACAAUUAUAUUCGUUGGAGACUUGCGCUUGGAGAGGAGCAACAACCGGCGGCUUCGUUGUCCGGGAUCAUUGUGCGGUUUUUACGUUUUUUUUAGAAGUCUUUUUCUAACAAAAGCGUUUCUUUUUUAGUGAAACUAGCGUAGAUUGUAUGAUAUUGUACCGUACACCGAACGCGAGGGUCGACGAACGAGAGAUAACGAGAUACGUCGAGCACUAUGUGCAUCCGAAAACCACGGUAGGCUCAAUCCGAGCAAAUUAAGCGGAUCAAUCGAUGGAAUUGAAACUCGUUGCAAUACUUUAAGCAUCGCCUGUCCCUGCCACUCUCUCUAUCUACACUCUCGCAAUUUAAUCGAGCGCUCGACGUAUCGACGAUGAAUCGACGAUCGUUUCAACGCUCUCGCUAAAUCGAUAAAUCAUCAUCCCCUCCCGCUUAGUGUUGUUGGCCGCCGAAUUUUUUUCGAGUCGAAAAAUUUGUAUACACAUUUUUAAUACCUUUCAAUGCGAUAUUAUUAUACGUUCGAAUCGUGGAAACACGAGAUGGACCGAGCCUCUUGAGGACGCAGCAGCAAGUAGAUAUUUGGAGAUGGAUAUAUUUUAUCGCGUGCCAAAUGGAGAUUGGAGAUACGUCACGUUUGUUACGCGCGUCGAUGUACACAUACACACACAAAUAAUUUGUACCAUUGUGAAAAUUACUUUGCGAUAGGGUGCCAAAUUGAGUUGAAUAACUAUCGAUCGAAUCUACUAUCGUUGCGUGGAUGAGACCAGAUCGUCUCUUCGAACAAAUUCGAUUCUCUUUUUCUUCUUUUUUCCGAGUGCCAAGCUCGAAGGCGAAAAGUCGAGAAGAAAGACAGACGAAAAGCUUAGAAAAGAGAAUUGUACUGUAAGUAGUAGUGGUAUGAGGCGUAUAUAUCGUUUUUCGAGAUGAAAAGAGUUGAUUAAGAUCGCGUCACAGUUUUGCGAUAAUCAAGGUCCAAGCUAUAGACGUACUUAGGAUCUUUUACGAGCUUUUUCGAACGCUUUACACGAUUUCGAGUCUUUUUUACAGCAUGUCGGACGAUAGAUCUAGAUUGUCUAUCCGUUAGAGACGAUUAGAGAAGGAGAAGGCGAGCAAAAAGAAAAAAAAAAAAAAAGAAAACAAUCGAUUAUCGUUGCCUGGAAUGAAUUUUCUCGUCGACACGUUCCAAAAAAAAAGAAAGAAAAAAAAAAAAAAAAGAAGAAAUCGCAAUACCAUUUUUUACAAAGAGAUAGAUCUACAUAUUAUAUAUACAUUUAUACAAGUUUAUACGAUAAAACGUUUAGUACGAUCAAUCGUUUGAUGAUCGAACGCUCUUAAAGGGUUCGCACACUAAUACUGAUAAUAAAAGUUCGAAGAAGUCGGCGAAGAAGAUUCAGAAAAACGAGAUAAUCCAGAGCGAUAUAAGGGAAUCGAAGGGAGAUUCAUUGUCAUUUAUCGAGCUCCUCCUUGUCGCGUAUAAUCGGAUCGGUGAAUUGAACGCACGAAAAAACCAUCGUUCCUUACCUACCUAGGGAAUAAAUAUCGAGUCUCGAACGAACGUUAUCAUUUAUUUUAUAUAAUUUUUUGUAUAAUGUUCGAUGAGCGGAUGAUACACGAGGGAAUCGUAGCCUCGUUAAAGGGUUAGGCUUCCCCGCAAUGGCAUUCGAAGAGGAAGAAAAGAAGAGAGGGCGGAUAUAUUUAAUUCUUUCGUCAUUGCCAAACGCGGAUGCACAGUACGCAUCCAUAUACGUAUACAUAUGAAUAUAAUAUAAUAUUAUUAUAUGUUUAUCAUAGAAGAACGACGUAUAUCGAAUCCCUUUUUGAUCUAUUUAGAUGAGCGCACCCGAAGGAGAAAGGAAGGAGAAAGAGAAUCCUGAAAUCGAUUUCGAUCGCGUUUGAUUGUUGGAUUAUUUUGUUCGUUCUGAAUGAAACGAAUGAAAAUGAAUUUGAAUCGAUAAUGGAAGGAAGAUGUCGAGACAAAUUUUUUUCAUUCUUUCUUUAUAUAUAUAUAUAUAUAUAUGUAUGUCUAGAGACGCCAUAGGAAUUGCGACUAGAGAACGAAAAGGAAGAAAAGGGAAUGAGAGGGAAAGAAUUGGCGAAUUGAUAAAACGUCGAAUCGAAUUACAAUUUCAGGAUUCUCUUCUUUUCUGUAUCGAGAAUCGACAAGUUUUACGAAGGUGCAAGAUUUUUAGAGGCAUUAGUGACUUUUUUAAUCAAAAAUUAUAGAGAGAACGAAAUAGAAAAGGUGUGUGUGUGUGUAUAUGUGUAUAUAUGUAUAUAUACACACACACCUAAAUUCUCUACACGACUUGGUAUCUCUUUUCCUUCGUUGAUGAAAUCGAUCAAGAAACACUUACUUCUCGACGAUGGAAUUUUUUCAGUGCAAUAAUUUUUUAAAGGUUGUCGAGACAAUGUAAACGUACAUACAUACAUAUACGAGACAUAUUCGCGUGUUUGUUAUUAAUUCGGCGAGAGUUAAAUGUUUAUGUAUGCGAGUAAUUUAGUUGAUCGAUCGAUCGCUUGAUUUCACGGCCUACUAUUGCGAUUACUUUUCACGUAGACUUUCGUUGCGUCUUGGAUUGUAUAAUUUUUAGCGACGUAUGAUAUGACUUGUUAUUUACCGUUUACCUUUCACGUGUAACAAUUUAUUACGACCAUAUUAAAAACGAUAAAUAAAAGGGCACAUCCUGACGAAAA
Messenger RNA from Apis laboriosa (Himalayan honeybee), 7846 nucleotides. RefSeq names its product xin actin-binding repeat-containing protein 2. Lineage: Eukaryota; Metazoa; Arthropoda; Insecta; Hymenoptera; Apidae. The record is from RefSeq and is a predicted model, not a curated record. The transcript has 21 exons. Gene Ontology annotation, cellular component: actin cytoskeleton; plasma membrane. Gene Ontology annotation, molecular function: actin filament binding. Gene Ontology annotation, biological process: actin filament bundle assembly. The coding region runs from base 529 to 4962 and encodes 1477 amino acids.